This is a messenger RNA of Drosophila santomea, 2495 nucleotides long. It is a transcript of the gene myd, whose product is annotated as 45 kDa calcium-binding protein. Gene Ontology annotation, biological process: calcium-ion regulated exocytosis. The transcript is spliced from 4 exons. The record is from RefSeq and is a predicted model, not a curated record. Gene Ontology annotation, cellular component: endoplasmic reticulum. Bases 999 to 2252 code for a protein of 417 amino acids. Lineage: Eukaryota; Metazoa; Arthropoda; Insecta; Diptera; Drosophilidae. Gene Ontology annotation, molecular function: calcium ion binding.
CUAUGUUGCCUCGCUUGGCAACUUCGGCUGUGGCUACUUCGGAUCCGCUUGGCGAGUUGGCCAAAACAAAGCCAGUGCGUUGCUGUUGCUGCUGCGUAUCGGACGUGUUCGGUAGGCCAGACUUGCGUCAUCCGUGAUUUGGGCCAUAACAAAAACAAGUUUACGAAACUUACGUCGUCAUCCCGUUCUUUUCCGCGCGCGUAAACCAAGUCCAAAAAGAGAAGCGAAACAAAAAGGCUGGCUAAAGAAAAUUGCAAUAAAACAAUACCGAAAGCAAAAACCCAUCGCCACCGCCAUAGCCAUCGCCAUCAGCAUUAUCAGCGCGCAUAAUGGAAAUGGCGCCCCUAACAAUCAUGUAAAAUUGGUGUAAAAUGCAGACGAGAUGGAGACCCGGAAUGAAGGAAAUGGAAGUCGUGCGAAAGGCAAUAACACAUCAAAUUGGUAUUAGAAGUUGUUACUUCGACGCCCCACGCUAGCUACAUUUAUAUAUUAAAAGGGGGCGGCAGUAGGGCGUGGCCACGGUGAUACAAAUUGCAGGAGCAGGAUCCGUAACAUUUCGCCUGCCUGCCGCUGGUUGCAACAUAAAAGUCAAUUAAUGUACAAUUACAACAACGUCAGGAACACCAGCAACAGGAGAAGCCACGAGCUCCAAAAGGCACAGAAAGCACAGAAAUAGGAGAAAGUGGGGUGCUGAGGAGGAGCAGAAAUUACUGCAAAUUACACGCAACGAGUCCUGAAAGCUGCGGUCCAAGUUGGAGCAAGAUCCGGAAGCCGAGUGGACCGAAGAGGAGGAGUCGGUGUACCAGAACCUAGAGCUGGUCCCAUCAACGCCACCACAGCCUCCCAGUCGCCAUCCCCAACCCCAUUCCCAUUCCCAUUCCCAAUCCCGUUCCCAUCACCAUCAUCGCCAUCAGCCACUCCACUGCCAUCUAUUGUCCAGCGGUGGCGGCGACAACAACAGCGAUAGCGAAAGGGACGACGAAGGCGGCGGCAACAAAAUGACUUUCGUUAACAAGCUGAGCAAAAGCUUCCGCUGGCUGCGCUGCUCGACAUUGUGCGCAAUUUUGUUUUAUAUGUUCUUCAUUGGCCUGAUCCUGCACAGCACCAGCCAGAAGCUGCAGCAGCAGCUGAAGGAGCAGGGAACCAGCAGCAGCAGCAGCAGCAGUAGCAGCAGCAGCAGCAGCAGCAGUAGCAGUAGCACGCAGGCAGACACAAAAAUGGCGCCCAACGUGGGGCAUAAUGGCGCCCAGCGUUGGCCAAAUUCGCUGCAGGAACUGGAGAAGCAGCAACAAAAACACGAGCAAAAGCUGAGGCUCCAGCCUGUGGCAAACAAUUUGGAUUCUGGGAACGAGAAUAACCAGCCGCAGCACCAGUCCCAUCCCCAUCUGCAAAAAGUGCAAAAUGCCAGCAAAUCCCCUAACCAGCCAGAAACAGUUAUUUUAGCGGCCAGCAAUGUGAAUGAGAAGCAAAUACUGGCAAAAGCUUUCAAACGUGCCGAUCGAAGUCGAGAUGGCAUUGUAUCAAUCCAGGAACUGGGGCAGUACAUAAACCGCCGGAUUGUAGAGCACAUAGAUGAGGCGAUUAUGAACAAUGCCCGGGAGUUCCGACGCGUGGAUAUUGGUCCUGCGGAUGGUCUGAUCACCUGGGACGAGUACCAUCGGUUCUUCCUCAGGGAGCACGGCAUGACGGAGGCGGACAUCGAUGAGCACAGCGAGAUUCGCCACACGGCGCUGAAUCGUAGGGCCAGGGAGGAUAUGAUGAGGGACAAGGCCCGGUGGUCGGAGGCAGCUCGAACCGAUCUGUUCACACUGACCAUCGAUGAAUACCUGAGUUUCCGCCACCCCGAGUCCAGCGUAUCCAAUCUUUUGGAGCUGGUCGAUGAUCUGCUGCGCCAAUUCGAUCAGGAUGGAGACGACCAGCUGACUCUGGAGGAAUUCUCCGAUCUGAAUGUGGACGAUGACGACGAUCUGAUGCGGAAAUCUCUGAUAUCCAAGACAUUGGUGGAGCGACGGGAGGAAUUCAAGCGAAUCAUCGAUAAGAACCACGACGGCAAGGCCGAUCGGGGUGAGCUUCUGAACUAUGUGAACCCGAAGACUCCGCGGUAUGCCCUCCAGGAGGCGGCCACUUUGUUCAGCCUGUGCGACGAGAACAAGGAUGAGCUGCUGACCCUCAAGGAGAUGACUGACCAUGCUGAGAUAUUUCUGCAAUCCAAGAUGAUCGACACGGCGAACAGUUUUCACACAGAGUUUUAGCUUAAUCACUAAACCUUUACCCCUUUAAGCAUUUAUAGUGAUAUUAAUUUGUAAGUUCUGGCACCUAAAACAGCUAGUUUAGUAGCAAAGCGUAAUUUUGUUAAUACUUUCUUUGAACCACUUAGAUCAAAUGUAAAGCAUGAGAAAGAAAAUCAUUUCCUGUGUGAUUUUUCAAUAAUUAGCGUUUAAGGAUGCAAAGCAAACCAUAUUUGACACAAAUACUCCGAAUAAAUAUACGUAAUU